AACUGCCCACUACCGGUACUUUACCAAAUCUAUAGGAAGCAAAAGAGCAAGCAGGUGGAAAGCGGAAAAAAAAUGCAGAAGAGGGAUCAGAGCAAGCAGAGCGGAGCAUCGGGCGGCGGCUACGCCGCGCCGCCGGCGAAGAGAGGCCGCCCGUUCGGCAGCAGCAACAGCAACAACGCAAACGCCGCUGCCAUAGCCGCCGUCGCCGCCGACACGCCCGCUCCUUCAACCCUCCUCGGCCCCUCUCUUCAACUCAGCUCCUCCUUCGCCGAUCAAAAUAACAAAAGGAUCGUCCUGGCUCUUCAAAGUGGAUUAAAAAGUGAGCUGACAUGGGCAUUGAAUACUCUCACUUUGCUUUCAUUCAAGGAAAAGGAUGAAGUGCGUAGAGAUGCUACCACUCUUGCAAAAGUACCUGGGCUGCUUGAUGCUAUUCUCCAAGUUAUCGAUGAUUGGCGUGACAUAGCCCUACCAAGGGAGUUUGUAAGAACAACGCGCGUGAGAUUGUUGGGUGCAAACUCUGUUGUGACGGGUUUUGGGAAUGAAUACAAGGGUUUAAGCUCAAAUGAUGUUCCCAAUCCUAGUGUUGGAUUUGGUCCUACUACAGAGGCAUCUCCACAGACCAGGACAACCAAAACUCAUCCUACAGAGUGGUGGUUGAAUGAAGAUGGUGUGUUUAAUCUGGAUGAAGAAGGACGCAUGGAGAAGCAACAAUGUGCUGUUGCGGCUUCUAAUAUUAUCCGCAACUUUUCAUUCAUGGUAGAAUACGAAACAGUAAUGGCCCAGCAUCGUCAUUGCUUGGAAACAGUCUUUCAGUGCAUUGAAGGCCACAUUACAGAGGAUGAGGAACUUGUCACAAAUGCCCUUGAGACAGUUGCAAAUUUGGUACCACUUGUUGAUCUUCGAAUCUUUAGUUCAUCAAAGCCUUCAUUCAUCAAAAUGACGGGUAAACGUGCAGUCCAAGCCAUCAUGGGGAUGUUGGGAUCUUCUGUCAGAACCUGGCACUGUGCAGCUGCAGACCUACUUGGGCGGUUAAUAUUAAAUCCCGAUAAUGAACCUUUCAUUCUUCCUUUUGGCCCGCAGAUUUAUAAACGUUUAGUUGAUCUGUUGAGCUUACCAGCUGUUGAUGCACAAGCAGCCGCUGUUGUUGCACUUCAUCAUCUUGCAGAAGUUAACAUGGACUGUCGUUUGAAGCUUGCUAGUGAACGAUGGGCAGUUGAUCGUUUGCUGAAAGUGAUAAAGACCCCACAUCCAGUCCCAGAAAUUUGCCGGAAAGCAGCAAUGAUACUGGAGAGCCUCGUCUCAGAACCACAGAACAAGAAUCUACUUCUGGCUUAUGAGAAUGCCUUCGCGGAGAUACUUCUCUCAGAUGGGAAGUAUUCGGAAGCAUUUGCCAGGAUUUUGUAUGAACUAACCUCUCGACCGAGCAACAAGGUAGCAGCAGCUCGUGGUAUAUGGGGUGGUAUGUAACUCAAAACCUUCCUCGGUCUGCAGUUUUUGGUGAUUUCGCUCUUCACACAGCAUUUGGAAAUCUUGUAAGGUAUUCAGUGGACAUUUUUAAUGUGAAUAUUAUCAAGCAUCUAAUCCUUGUAGUUCUUUGUACAAUGUUCACAAAUUGGUCCAUUUUAGCUGCAUCCAAGUUCAAUAUCUGCGAAUUA
Molecule: messenger RNA, 1655 nt
Organism: Rhododendron vialii
Lineage: Eukaryota; Viridiplantae; Streptophyta; Magnoliopsida; Ericales; Ericaceae
Product: armadillo repeat-containing protein LFR-like
Exons: 8
Coding region: 73-1467 (464 amino acids)
Biological process (GO): regulation of transcription by RNA polymerase II; chromatin remodeling; positive regulation of DNA-templated transcription
Cellular component (GO): nucleoplasm; brahma complex; SWI/SNF complex
Molecular function (GO): protein binding; nucleosome binding
Source: RefSeq, a predicted model, not a curated record